Messenger RNA from Ctenocephalides felis (cat flea), 956 nucleotides. RefSeq names its product pyridoxine-5'-phosphate oxidase-like. The coding region runs from base 86 to 886 and encodes 266 amino acids. Gene Ontology annotation, molecular function: FMN binding; pyridoxamine phosphate oxidase activity. Lineage: Eukaryota; Metazoa; Arthropoda; Insecta; Siphonaptera; Pulicidae. The record is from RefSeq and is a predicted model, not a curated record. The transcript has 7 exons. Gene Ontology annotation, biological process: pyridoxal 5'-phosphate biosynthetic process; pyridoxine biosynthetic process.
AUUUUCAAUAGUCAAUUAACUUUCCAUCUCGUAGGAUGACCUUUGUUUUGUUACAUCAUAAUCAACACAAUAGAUAAUAUUUAGAAUGUUCAGAGGAAAACCAAUCACGUCAAAUCUUGGAGGACAUGCUACGAUCAAUAAAGUGUAUAGUUUAUUAUUUAACACUCCUUUUUUAAAUUCGUGCUGCAGUAUGUCUAUCGACAUAGGAGGAAUGCGUAUGAAAUACAAAACAAAAGAUGAUACAUUUGUUGAAAGUCAGCUGGUGAGCAAGAAUCCCUUCGUUCAGUUCAAAGCUUGGUUUGAUGUAGCAUGUAAAACUCCAGGAAUAUUAGAACCAAAUGCCAUGUGCCUUGCAACAUGCUCAAAAGAAGGUUUACCAUCUGCUCGUUUUGUUUUAUGCAAAGGAUAUGGAGAAGAAGGAUUUAAAUUUUUCACAAACUACGGUAGCCGUAAAGCUAAAGAUCUAGAAGAAAACCCAAAUGCAGCUCUGACCUUCUAUUGGGAACCCCUCAAACGAUGUGUCAGAAUUGAAGGAAAGGUUCAAAAAGUACCUAAAGAUGAAUCUGUUGCAUACUUUCACUCCAGACCACGUGAUAGUCAAAUUGGCGCUUGUGCUAGUGAACAGAGUACUGUUAUUGCGGGACGUCAUGUACUUAUAAAUAAAGAACAAGAACUGAAAGAAAAAUACAAAGAUGAUCAACCGAUUGAAUGUCCAUACUGGGGCGGGUAUAUAGUAAUACCUCGAUCUAUUGAGUUCUGGCAAGGCCAAAGUGAUCGCUUACAUGAUAGAAUAAAAUUCCGAAAGUUGCUUCCAAAUGAACAAAUAGAUUUGAAUUUAACACAUGAAGCAGAUAAUGGAUGGGUUUACGAAAGAUUAUCACCUUAAACUUAAAAUUAUUUAUAUUUUUAUGCAGGAAAGCCAAAAUAAAAAUAGUUCAAUAAUUUGAACUUAUAAU